CGUGGUCCAUGGCGUUCUUGGCGGGAAAGUCGAGCCUUGCUCGCGCCCAGCCGGCCGGGCGAUGUGCAGUGACUUCCGCAGGGCCGAGUCAGGGACGGAGCUCCUUGCCCGACUUGAAGGUAGAAGUUCCUUGAAAGAAAUCGAACCAAAUCUGUUUGCUGAUGAAGACUCACCAGUGCAUGGUGAUGUUGUUGAGUUUCAUGGUCCUGAAGGAACAGGAAAAUCAGAAAUGCUGUAUCACUUAACAGCCCGAUGUGUGCUUCCAAAAUCGGAGGGUGGACUGGAAAUAGAAGUCUUGUUUAUUGACACUGAUUACCACUUUGACAUGCUUCGGCUCGUGACAGUUCUGGAGCACAGGCUGUCGCGGAGCUCCGAGGAAGCCGUGAAGCUCUGCCUGGCGAGGCUGUUCCUGGUGCGCUGCAGCGGCAGCUCGCAGCUGCUGCUCACGCUGCACUCCCUGGAGGCCGUGCUGUGUAGUCACCCCGCGCUCUGCCUCGUGAUGCUGGACAGCCUGUCGGCUUUCUACUGGAUAGACCGCGUCAAGGGAGGAGAAAGUGUGGCCCUGCAGGAGGCCACUCUGAAGAAAUGUUCUCAGCUCCUCGGGAAGCUUGUGGACGAGUACCGCUUGGUUCUGUUCGCAACAACGCAAAGCCUGAUGCAGAAAGCCUCAAACCCGCCCGAAGGGCCUUCUCCCUCCACGCACCCGUGUGAGCCUGAUGCGCACUACAGACCCUAUCUCUGUACGGCCUGGCAACGAAUGGUAAAACAUAGACUGUUUUUCUCCAAAGAAGAUGAUUUUCAAAGCAGCAGUCGAUUCUCAUUAGUUUCCCGUCAUGUAAAAAGUAGCAAUAUAAAAAAACACUUUUUUAUUAUCAGAGAAAGUGGGGUUGAAUUUUGUUGAUAUAAAUAUCAUAAAAUAGGACAGUCUUGUACAAAUCUAAAAAUUCU
Molecule: messenger RNA, 948 nt
Organism: Jaculus jaculus (lesser Egyptian jerboa)
Lineage: Eukaryota; Metazoa; Chordata; Mammalia; Rodentia; Dipodidae
Gene: Xrcc2
Product: X-ray repair cross complementing 2
Exons: 3
Coding region: 62-901 (279 amino acids)
Biological process (GO): DNA strand invasion; double-strand break repair via homologous recombination
Cellular component (GO): centrosome; replication fork; Rad51B-Rad51C-Rad51D-XRCC2 complex
Molecular function (GO): ATP-dependent DNA damage sensor activity; four-way junction DNA binding; ATP binding
Source: RefSeq, a predicted model, not a curated record